UGUGAUCAAACCGUUAUUGGGUUGUUGGGUUAUAGAUGUAAUACAGUUAAUACUUUCGGAAACACAACUUUGCAGGUAGCAGGCGCAUUUGAAAGGGGAAGGCUUUUCGCACCGUACCCGCGCGGUCCGUUGGAAAAACAGGAUUUCCGGGUUUUGGCGUCGCGCUGAAUAUCUGUCAAAGAAGAAGAAAAAUGCAACAACAACAACAACAAAAAGGAAAAAUAUUUCUCUUUGCGGAAAGUGACUGACGGGAAAACUGUGUUGUGCUGCAGUCUGAUAAUACAGGCAGAGAGACAACUUUACUUUCAGGACGGCCUGACUGGUCUGACAUACGACUAGGUGUAACCGUUCGACCAAAAUAACUCACAUCGAAGUCACCACUUUGUCCCGCCUUCCUGCCCUCCGACCUCUUCAUCUCUUUUUCACGGCAUCAGUCAUUCUCACCAUGUCUUACCAGCCUGCCCAAAACCACCAUGAAGGCGCCUACAUGUCGCUGAUGAGAGGCUUGAGAGAGUUGGAUCUCCGUGGCCCCUGUGUUCCCAGUGACCUGGUUCUGAUUGGAGACCACGCCUUUCCUUUGGCAAUGAACAGCCGAGGCCAGGUCCUGAUGGCUGCGUCUCUGUACGGCAGUGGGAGGAUUGUAGCUCUGGGUCAUGAGGCCUACCUGACGGCCUUCCCGGCUCUUGUGGAGAACGCUCUCACCUGGCUGAGAGGCGAUGGAUCCGACAACCUGUCAGUGGGGGUCCAGAAGAAUGUCAUGGCAGUCGCUGAUAACCUCAGCAAAUCCAGCUUCCAAGCCAAAGUGGUGGGGGCUUUUAGUGACGGUCCCGGUGUAGGCGUGUAUGUGACAGAUGCCUACAGUGUGGGUGCAGACCCGAAGGACCUGGUGGCAUUUCUGAAAGGUGGAGGAGGAGUGCUAAUAGCAGGUCAGGCGUGGAACUGGGCCAAAAGUCACCCUAAGCAGAACACGCUGCUUCAGUUUGAAGGGAACAAGGUUUCUGGUGUGGCAGGGAUCUACUUCUCCGAUCAUUAUGGUGAGGCAGAGUACCUGCCUGUCUAUCCUCAAAUCCCAACCUCCUGGAUGGCGGUAGUAAUCGGCAAGGAUUUUGAGGAUGACUUGGAGUUCUUACUCCAGGGGGUUUCAGAGUUUGACAUCCAGGGUGGAGCAAUAUUUUCUGAGCUUCUGGUCCAUGGUCCUCUGGCUUUUCCCAUUGGGACCACAGACCAUGGACAGACGUUUCUGGCAGGAGCCUAUUACGGACAGGGACGGGUCAUAGUGAUUUCACAUGAAGGAUUUAUUGGAUCAGAGCCAAUGGCCCAGUUUUGGAACAAUGCCAUUCACUGGUUGGAUGAAGGCCGACGUGGGGUCAUUGGUGUAUUGCCUGAUCAUGCCAUGAAAGUUCUCAGCGAGUCAGGGUUACAGUGUGAGAAGACAAACUUCAGGAAAGACCUGAGUGUGUUUGUGUGUACAGCGUACAGCAGUGAUCACAUGGAGGAAAUCCAGAACUUCGUGGCAGAGGGAGGAGGCCUGCUGAUCGGUGGACAUGCCUGGUACUGGGCACAGACCCACUGUGGGCAAAACCCAUUAAAAGAUUUUGCAGGGAACAAGAUCCUGAACAAAAUGGGCUUGAGCCUGUUGGGAUCAACAAUCGGAGGAGGUCUAUACAAGGCCCCUGUACCAAGCCAGGCCAUGAAAGACACCUACCACUUCCGCCACCUUCUGCACCGCUUUGCUGAGCAUGUGACCAAGGGCGAAGAACUUACUAAGCAUGAGGAGGAAUGCCUUAAAAAGCUGGGCGGGGACUGUUCCACCUACUUGAACCUGAAGGCCCAUGACUGCUCCUCUUAUGUGCAGAUUCUGUCCACACUCACUGAUAUCUUAAUGAGGUCGGGCAUGCCACAGGUGUGCGACAGCUGUCCUGUGAAGAGUCCUAAAGAUCACCUGCUCCUCAAUGUGGCUACAGAGGUUUAUAAGGUCUGCCCAAAUCCUGAUGCCCUCCUGCCCUACCUCAUCAAGAAUAAUCCGUUGAUGGCAGUUGUCUAUAACCACAGGAUCCCGAUUGAUGUUAACACAAAAGGAUGGGAGUGGAUCAGUACAGGUCUCUACCUCUCUCCCGGUAUGAAGACGUACAUGGCCAUACCUGCAGAGAUGGUCAACAAGGGAUGGAAGAUCCAGAUUGGCUGUCAAACCGACAGACUGAACCAUUCAGAGUUGAAGAGAGCGCAAUGUGUUCAUGAACAAUUCCCCAUAACCACAGAAAUGGUUCAGGUGUGGAACCUCUGGGGUGGACUCAUCUACCUGGUGGCCCCGGGCAACACACAACUGGAGGGGUUGCAGGUCAUAGUGCAGAUGGCAGUACCUGCGCCAUAUUACAAAUUUGGUGUGACAACAUUAGCCGAGUGGUCCUUGCUGCGCACUGCUCCCUCGCCCUGGGCAGAGUUGGAGUUUGAAAACAUCAUCAUCACUGUACCGUCGGAUGUGAUUGGGAACCUGGAGCGCCCCGAUGAGUUGGCGGCACACUGGAACACCAUCAUGAGGGCCAUUGCUGACCUGGCGGUCAUACCACACAAAUUUCCACGCAAAGAACGUUUUGUAGCGGACGUGCAGAUUUCCAAUGGUUGGAUGCAUGCAGGCUAUCCUAUCAUGGUGCACAGCGCUUCAGCAGCUGAGCUGGUGGACUAUAAGCAUGCCAAGAUUCAUGGCCUGUGGGGGCCAAUCCAUGAGCUGGGACACAACCAGCAGAGAGGCUGCUGGGAGUUCCCAUCACACACCACAGAGUGCACAUGCAACCUCUGGUCAGUGUAUGUGCAUGAAGAGGUUUUCGGGAUCAACAGGGCAAAGGCUCACCCAGCUAUUUCUUAUGAAGAUCGAAAGACACGAACACGGGAGUAUGUUAAGGGGGGCAGGAAACUCGGCGGCUGGCACAUGUGGAUGGCCCUUGAGACGUAUUUGCAGCUCCAGGAGAAGUUUGGCUGGGAUGCCUUUAAGAAGGUGUUUGCUGCCUACCACAAGAUGGGCGACGUUCACGGUGACAAUGCAAGAAAGAUGAACCUGUACGCUGAGACUUUCUCCCAGACUGUGGGGAUGAACCUGGCUGGAUUCUUUAAGGCCUGGGGUUGGCCCAUCGAAACUGGCACAGAGGAGAAACUCUCCAACCUGCCCUCCUGGAACGACCAUCCCUUGGUCCAGUAUGACUGACCUUCAGUAUGCUGCUGAUUGAAGUGCAGAGAGAUGAGUUCCAUUAACAUUUCGCACAUUUUGUAUUUAGUGGGAAAUUCAAUUAACUGACUUGGUUUUCUUUUGAGGGCUCUUGGCGAAUUUUUUUAAGUCAAAUUUCUUGUAAUAAGUUAAACGACAGAAGUUACAUAGCCGACCAGAUAUUUACAGCUUUUGAAAUUCUGUUUAUUCUUGUGAGAAUAAGUAAGAAACAUGAAUGUCCUUCGCUCACACUGGGUUUUAAUAUGACAAAUGAGAUCUUUCAGUGUCUAAUAAUGGCUGAGUCAUUCUGACUUUAUUAAAAUGUCUCUCUGAACAUGUUAAGUGAUUAGUUUGAAUCAUUAACAAUCAAAAUUAUUUAAAAAAAUGUAAACCUCCUAAUAUUGUUUCUAAAAACUAUACAGUGAGGUUUGUCACUCAGCUGCACAUUUUGCCAUCAGUGAAAAGCCUUAGCCCGUUUAUCAAACAUGGACAAUUGGUCUUUUCUGGAUAUGUAAUUUUAUUAUUGCUCAUAUAUUUAUUUGUGCACUAUACAAGUUGAUUUUAAUAUAUUGUAUACAUUAAUUCAUCACCUUUAUGAUUAAACGUUGUGAAUUUGUGAGUACACAGUAAUGCGGUGGUUGGUGUCAUACGUUCUUAUCUAAUUAAGCCUAUUUAUCGGGGGGGGUGAGCAGGAUUCAUUUAUGAUACUGUGUGUGUUCUAAUAGUAACUAACUAAUUCCUACUGGUGUAGGAGCUGGUCAGUAGAUUAGCUGACAGAUUCUCAUGUUGAGUCAUGCUGGGCGGACGAAACCUUUUUCCGCCUUUCGUAAGAAAUGAGAGGGCCCUCAGAGAACCUCCACUAUAUUUUGAAAUUCAUAGUUCAGUCUCUCUUCAGAAAAAAAAAUUAUUUACUGUAUGUUUUGACACUAAUUACUUAGAAAACCCUGGAACAAAAAACCUUUUAAUUUCAGGCUGUCGACACACUUUGCGUUGGUCAGUCCUAUUUUUAAGCUCUAGAGAUAACUGUUCAGUCGAUUGGACAUGUGAACUGAUAUGUAAAUAAAGAUGUUUUGAAAGAC
Messenger RNA from Scophthalmus maximus (turbot), 4278 nucleotides. RefSeq names its product TRPM8 channel-associated factor homolog. The record is from RefSeq and is a predicted model, not a curated record. The coding region runs from base 446 to 3199 and encodes 917 amino acids. Lineage: Eukaryota; Metazoa; Chordata; Actinopteri; Pleuronectiformes; Scophthalmidae. The transcript is spliced from 14 exons.